UGUCACUGUUGCACUGUGGUAGUGGGUUGGGGAGGGGGGGGGAGACCGGAAGUUCCGGUAGACGCACACCAUUCUUUCGAGUGAAGAGAACGUCAGAACUGCUGUCCUUUUUUCUUCUUACUACAGACCGACUCAGAUUAAGUCUGAGGCCGUUAACAUCAACAGUGAGGACAAACCCAACCUGCCUCUCCUUCCACACUGAGUCCAAACCUACAGCUACUGGGUCCUGAUUGUGACAGUGGAGCCCAGUUUGUACUGCAGGAUCCAGAGAUGGCAUCAGUGAAGCUGGAAGACUGCAGUCAAACACUGAAGCUGAAUGUCAUCAUUAAAGAUGAAGAAGAGGAGGAGAAGAUUGGAGACCAUGUUGAGACAUUCUCUUCAUCCAGAGAGCAACAGCAGGAAGGUCACAGAGCUAAGAGGUCUCACCACUGCCCACAUUGUGAGGAGAUAUUCCCAAUUCUAUCAAAGCUAAAAAAACACCUUAAAAUACACACAGGAGAGAAUCUGUAUCCCUGUACUGACUGUGGGAAGAGAUUCACGACAUCAAGGUCUCUGACAGUUCAUCAGAGAGUACACACAGGAGAGAAGCCUUACUCCUGCUCUGACUGCGGAAAGAGUUUCUCUCGAAUGGGCAACUUAAAAACACAUGAACGUAUACAUACAGGAGUGAAACCUUACCCCUGCUCUGUCUGUGGAAUGUGUUUCUCUAGACUAGGUGACUUAAAAACACAUGAACGUAUACAUACUGGAGUGAAGCCUUACUCCUGCUCUGAUUGUGACAAGAGUUUCUCUCGACUGGGCCACUUAAAAACACAUGAACGUAUACAUACAGGAGUGAAACCUUACUUCUGCUCUGACUGUGGAAAUAGUUUCUCUCGACUGGGAAACUUAAAAACACAUAAACGUAUACAUACAGGAGUGAAGCCUUACUCCUGCUCGUACUGUGGAAAGAGUUUCUCUCGACUGGGCGACUUAAAAACACAUGAACGAAUACAUACAGGAGUGAAUUCUUACUCCUGCUCUGAAUGUGGAAAGAGUUUCACUCGACUGGGCCACUUAAAAACACAUGAACGUAUACAUACAGGAGUGAAGCCUUACUCCUGCUUUGACUGUGGAAAGAGUUUCUCUCGACAGGAAAACUUAAGAAGACAUGAACGUAUACAUACAGGAGAGAAGCCUUACUCCUGCUCUGAUUGUGUAAAAUGCUUCACAACAUCAACUGACCUAAAAGUUCAUCAGAGAACACACACAGGAGAGAAGCCUUACCACUGAUCUGACUUACAGCUGAGCUAAAAGGGUCAUCGAGGAACACACACAGAAGAGAAGCCUUACUUCUGCUCUUAAUGUGGCAAGUGUUUCUCCAGAUUGGGCAAUGAAAAGACACAAAAACUGAUACACACUUGAGAGAAGCCUUAUCACUGCACUGACAGUGAGAGGAGAUUCUACAGAUUGGGCCAUUUAAAGACACCAUUGUAUACAUAAAGGAGAGAGUCCUUGUCAGUUCUCUCAGACCAGCUGAGAUUAGUCACUCAAUCACUUAAUUUUAAUUUAAUAAAAUAAUUGUCAACACUCUAUUGCAAUCCUAUUGUUUCUCACUGUGAGAACUGUGCAGAGGAAAGGGAGCGUUCUAGAAUGUUAGCCUUUCUUUACUUUACUGAUCAGUGUGCUCCAUGUCAGGUUGUGUGUUUUGUUAGCUUCUACUGUAAAGAUACUGAGAUCUUGGAUUUGCCCUUCAGGUUGAAUGUCCUCUGUGAGGCGUCUGAUGGUUGACUGGGUGGGACUGCUUCCCUCUACAGUUUUCUGUGAGAAUGAGCUGGUAGACACAACAUACACUGAGUGUACAAAACAUUAAGGACACCUGCUCUUUCCAUGACAGACUGACCAGGUGAACCCAGGUGGGCUAAGGAAUGAAAACACUGGACACUGGAAAAUUGGAAACCUAUUGCCUGGUCUGAUGAAUCCUGGUUCCUGCUGUUUCAUGCUGAUGGGAGGACUGGGGUAUGGAGGAAACCACGAGGACAUACAUCCAGUUGUGGAAAAAGUACCUAACUGUCAUACUGAGUGAAAAUAAUGAAACCUUAUUUAAAUCAUUUUUACUUAAGUACUUUACACCACUGCAUGCAUCCACUCCGUGUGUCAGCAUUGGAGGCUGGUGGUGUGAUGGUUGGGGUGUGUUUUCAGGACACACAUUGGGCCCCUUGAUAAAAGAUGAACAAUGUUUGAAUGCUACAGGAUAUCUAAAGAAUAUCAGGUGCCUCCCUUCACUGCAGCAGUGUAUCCAUCUGCAAAUAGAUUUAUUCAGCAGGAUUAUGCCACAAGGCUUGUCCAGGAAUGGUUCCAAUAACAUGACAGUGAAUUCAGUUUACUGCAGUGGCCUGACGAGUCACCAGAUCUCAAUCCAAUUGUUCAUCUGUGGGAGGAGAUAGAACAAGCUAUUCGGAGUAGAGAUCCACUCCCAGCCAACUUGACACAAUUGUGGGAAGCAUUGGAGUCAACAUGGGCCAUCAUCCCUGUGGAAUGCUCUCAACUCCUUGGCCAGUCUAUGCCCCAAUGAAUUGAGGGUGUUCUGAGGACAAGAGGGGGAAAUAUUAGGAAUGUGUUCCUAAUGUUUGUGCACUCAGUGUAUAUCAGAUAAAGAUGGUGUGAUCAGUUUUUAGCUUUAGUUUGGGUGGAUUAUUUUAUAUUACUAAACAACUUUUGUUUAAUGAUAAACAGGCUAUGAAUCAACUACUUGGGUUUAUGAAAUGGACUACUUGUAUUAUUUUAGUCAUUGAUGAUGAAUGUAUUUGAAUAACUGUAUUGAAGUUAAUUGAUCUGGCAGGUAGCCAGCGGUUAAGAGUGUUGGCCCAGUAACUGAAAAGUUGAUGGUUUGAAACCCGAGCCGACUAGGUGAAAAAUCUGUCAUUGUGCCCUUGAGCAAGGCAAUUAACUCUUAUUUGUCCUGUAAGUCGCUCUGGAUAAAAACAUCUGCUAAAUGACAAAAAUGUAAUGAAAAAUAAUGUUUGUACAUGAAUUCGUGCUGGGAAACCACUUUUUUCUCAUGUGUAUAAUAAAAUAAAAUGUUUUUGGUGAAAUACAACAUUACUGCUUUGGUUAUCCUGGCCAGAGGGACAGGACCAUAGUAGGCUAGAGCAGCUAAGUUAGUGUUAACGUUAGUUAGCAUGCAAGUAUCCAGGUAGAGUUGCUAAUGUUAGCCUAGAGAAAAUAGUUUGCGACAUUAACAGAAACUAAUAAUUCAUAUAUCAACCUUAUCAAAUUACAAACGUUUUCAAAAAUGUUGUUGCUUACAAUUAUCCUCGUGUCCUUGUUACCGUCUUGAGGAACAAAUGUCGGGUGAAUGAAUUGCUUUUUCUGCUUCUCACAGUUUUGAGGCACGACGGUUAUAAAUUGUAAUAAAUUCCGUUGUGAAAUUGUAAACUAAUUAUUUGAAAUUACAGGUUUUUACAUUUACAUUUAAUUAUUAUUAUUUAAUUUUUUUACAUUUUACAAUUACAUUUUUCAGUCAUUCUGUCUAUAUCAGAACAUCUAACAAUAUAUUCGGUUUUUUAACAUUUUAAAUCAAUAUAUUUUAUUAUAUUGUGUAUAUUAUGUUGUGUAUAUCAUUUCGGAGCAAGGCACCUAUUAAAGAUGUUAUAUCUGGAGUUUCGUUGGAUAUUGAGGUUCAUCGUCUUGAGCAGAAGAUUCCAGGAGUGGUUGGAGCACUAAACCCUGUAGUAGAUGGAAAGAAGGAAGAAAGUCUAUCAGUUUUACUGUUGUUUGAAGAAUGGUAUCUGCCUACUCCCGAGGUAAAGUUGGUUUUGUAUUCACACAUUCUGACAUUCAACAGAUAUUCGCCAAAAGCCAUUUGAAAUUGUAAAAAUCAAUAACUAAUUAAUUGAUUGUCACAGAAAUAUAAAAAUUCUAUAAAUGCUUAGCAUACUUUACAACCUUUGUUUUGAAUAAAAAAAUCCUGUUUUGAUUUGAUGAAAAUAUAUAAAAUCUUAAAUGCAAUUUUAAAGCUGUUUAAAUCAAAUAACUAAUUCACCCUUUAUCACAGAAUGAUCGAAAGAGAUAUGAUUAAUUCUAUAAAUAUCUAUCGUCUUUGUUCAACCUUUGUGUUGAAUGCAAAUUCCAGUUUAGAUUUGAUCGAAAUAUAUAAAAUCUAUAAGAUGCCUUUCUUGUAAUGUUUUAUACGUUUUUUUGCUAAUGUGUGCCUUUUUUACUAUACGAUUUAUAUUGGCUGAAUACUCAACGAUGAUGAACAUCUCAGUUAUGUGGGCUUCUAUCAGGGUUGUGGUCAUAUGCAUGUCAUUUAAAGUCAAUUUAGCAAAAAUCCAAUUCAAUUUGAAAAUGUUCCUAAUUGCAAAAGCAUGUAACAGAAUUCGGGUAUUCCAGAACUGUAAUUUACAUGUAAAUAAACAUAACCCUGUUUUAUGUUUUUAAUACUGAUGUUAGAACGCUCUGUGUGCCAGAGAUGGUACCAUUUAGCUUGUCUGGGGAUGACAAUGAAGGACUUCAACAAAGCCAAAAUAUAAAAGUAUUGUAAGGGGCCUCUUUGCUGUUAAAUUAGAGACGUAUAAAUAAAUGAUUGUUAACUACUUUAAAAUGUGGAACUGUUGCACUAAAAAUACAAACAUUGAUUUGGCAUACAAUUUAAGAUGGUAAACAUUGAUUUGACACACAAUUUAAGAUUGUAAACAUUGUACAACUUUAUGUAAACAUGAACUAACUUCAUAUAAAACAAAUUGCACUUUAAAUCAACAUUUAUUUUAAGUUAUUUUAAAUAAAUGCAUAUUCUCACAUUUUUCUGAGACAAAUUUUUUAAAUAUUUAUUUCACCUUUAUUUAACCAGGUAGGCUAGUUGAGAACACCUUUAUUUAACCAGGUAGGCCAGUUGAGAACACCUUUAUUUAACCAGGUAGGCUAGUUGAGAACAAGUUCUCAUUUGCAACUGCGACCUGGCUGAUCAAUCACUGAAUGAGUUGAUUUCUUCAUCUUGAAAUGCAAUAUUUGAGAUUUUAUGUAUUUCUAUCAAAUCAAAACUGGAAUUUCUACUCAAAGCAAAGGUUUUAAAAGUAUACUAGACAUUUAUAGAAUAAAUCAUACAUAGUUUGGCGUUUCUGUGACAAACGGUGAAUUAGUUAUUGAUUUAUACAGUUUUAUAUGACAUUUGAUAGAUUUAAUGCGAGACUUUUAUAGAAUAAACCAUAUCUAUUUUUGUUUCUGUGACAAUCAAUGAAUCAGUUGAUUUUGGCAAAUUAAUGUCUGAACAUAAAACCAACUUUACCGAGGUCUGCUUCCUCCUUGUGAUUUUUAAAACUUUAUUUAAGAAAAUAUUAUUAUUUACAAUGACGGCCUACUAAGGAACAGUGGGUUAACUGCCUUCUUCAGGGGCAGAAUGACAGAUUUUUACAUUGUCAAAUCAGGGAUUCGAGCCAGCAACCUUUCGGCUACUGGCCCAAAGCUCUAACUGUGGCUAAAUGAUGCUAGGAUAUAUGAAACUAAGUGUGAGCUAUUGUGAAUAAGCAACUGCAGUUAUGAAAUUGAUAAACGAAUGGCCAUGUUUCAAGUGUGUGCCGACGGAAUAUUUUUUGUAUUUAUUAGGAUCCGGAUUAGCCGCUGCAAAAGUAUCAGAAUUGUUCACUUCUCUCAUUGACUUGUCAAACCCAGGCUUGGUCCGCUUCACAAGCGUUCUCUGAAGUCUCGCGAUGUUACGUCUCUGGGUUGAGAAACUGGUAGUGGGGAACAGGAAGUUCCGCGCAGGCGCACAUCAUUCUUCAGAAUAAAGGAUACGCCAGAAUUGUGUAGUUAAGAUGACAACUUCUGUGUCCGUUUCAAAUGAAUUACUACUGAUUAAGUCUGAGGCCGGUAACAUCAACAGUGAGGACAAACCCAGCCUGCCUCUCUCCUUCCACACUGAGUCCAAACCUACAGUCACUGGGUCCUGAUUGUGACAGUGGAGCCCAGUUGGCACUGCAGGAUCCAGCGAUGGCAUCAGUGAAGCUGGAAGACUGCAGUCAAACACUGGAGCUGAAUGUCAACAUUAAAGAUGAAGAAGAGGAGGAGAAGAUUGGGAAAUCUGUUAAUCAUGGAGACCAUGUUGAGACAUUCUCUACAUCCAGAGAGCAACAGCAGGAAGAUCACAGAGCUAAGAGGUCUCACCACUGCCCACAUUGUGAGGAGAUUUUCCCACUUCCAUCAAAACUAAAAAUACACCUAAAAAUACACACAGGAGAAAAGCCUUACUCCUGCUCUGACUGUGGGGCGAGUUUCUCUCGACUGGGCACCUUAAAACAACAUGAACGUAUACACACAGGAGAGAAGCCUUACUCCUGCUCCGACUGUGUAAAAUGCUUUACAACAUCAACUGAGCUAAAAGUUCAUCAGAGAACACAUACAGGAGAGAAGCCUUACUCCUGCUCUGACUGUGGGGCGAGGUUCUCUCAACUAGGCAACUUAAAACAACAUGAACGUAUACACACAGGAGAGAAGCCUUACUCCUGCCCUGACUGUGUAAAAUGCUUCACAACAAUAACUGAGCUAAUAGUUCACCAAAGAACACACACAGGAGAGAAGCCUUACUCCUGCUCUGUCUGUGGGGCGAGUUUCUCUCGACUGGGCACCUUAAAACAACAUGAACGUAUACACACAGGAGAGAAGCCUUACUUCUGCUCUGACUGUGGAAAGAGUUUCUCUCAACUGGGCCACUUAAAAAGACAUGAACGUAUACAUACAGAAGUGAAACCUUACUCCUGCUCUGACUGUGUAAAAUGUUUCAAAACAUCAACUGAGCUAAAAGUUCAUCAUGGAACACACACAGGAGAGAAGCCUUACUCCUGCUCUGACUGUGUAAAAUGCUUUACAACAUCAACUGAGCUAAAAGUUCACCAAAGAACACACACAGGAGAGAAGCCUUACUUCUGCUCUGACUGUGGGGCAAGGUUCUCUCGACUGGGCACCUUAAAACAACAUGAACGUACACACACAGGAGUGAAGCCUUACUCCUGCUCUGACUGUGGAAAGAGUUUCUCUCGACUGGGUAACUUAAAACAACAUGAACGUAUGCACACAGGAGAGAAGCCUUACACCUGCUCUGACUGUGGGGCGAGUUUCUCUCAUCCGGGCACCUUAAAACAACAUGAACGUAUACACACAGGAGAGAAGCCUUACUCCUGCUCUGACUGUGUAAAAUGCUUCACAACAUCAAAUGAGCUAAUAGUUCAUCAAAGAACGCACACAGGAGAGAAGCCUUACUCCUGCUCUGACUGUGGAAAGAGUUUCUCUCAACUGGGUGACUUAAAAAGACAUGAACGUAUACACACAGGAGAGAAGCCUUUCUACUGCUCUGACUGUGGAGCGAGUUUCUCUCAUCCGGGCACCUUAAAACAACAUAAACGUAUACACACAGGAGAGAAGCCUUACUCCUGCUCUGACUGUGGGGUGAGUUUCUCUCGACUGGGCACCUUAAAACAACAUGAACGUAUACACACAGGAUAGAAGCCUUACUCCUGCUCUGACUGUGGAAAGAGUUUCUCUCAACUGGGUCAUUUCAAAAGACACCAAGGUAUACAUGAAGGAGAGAAGCCUCAUCAGUUCUCUCAGACCAGCUAAGAUUAGACACUCCACUUAAUUGUCAUGUCAUUAAAUAAUUGGCAACGUUGAAUUGGAUCAAAUGAAGAAAGCGUUAACUAUAGUAAACUAAACUAAAACUAUAGUUUUGGCAAGUCGGUUAGGACAUCUACUUUGUACACGACACAAGUCAUUUUUCCAGCAAUUGUUUACAGACAGAUUAUAUCACUUAUAAUUCACUGUAUUACAA
Molecule: messenger RNA, 7798 nt
Organism: Oncorhynchus mykiss (rainbow trout)
Lineage: Eukaryota; Metazoa; Chordata; Actinopteri; Salmoniformes; Salmonidae
Source: RefSeq, a predicted model, not a curated record